Ipomoea triloba (trilobed morning glory) is the source of this 1119-nucleotide messenger RNA. Its product is annotated as UPF0301 protein Mfla_2099. The coding region runs from base 55 to 927 and encodes 290 amino acids. Lineage: Eukaryota; Viridiplantae; Streptophyta; Magnoliopsida; Solanales; Convolvulaceae. The record is from RefSeq and is a predicted model, not a curated record. The transcript is spliced from 2 exons.
UCCAUUUCAAUCUUGGAUCAAGUCGAGGUGGGCGACAUUAAUCCUUCUUCACUCAUGGAGGUUUGCUUUCUCUCUUCAAAUUCCUUUGCCAAAACCACAGAAGCCUUCCCUCUGAUCCCAGCAAAAUUCCCUUCCUCUACAAGAACACGCCCGUUCUCCCAUCUCCAUUUCAAGAAAUCUUCAACUCCGUCGUCUCUGAAAUGUUGUCUGGGAGAUUCAGCAUCGUCCUCGCCUAAAGACGAGGAGAGAGCGAGUGCGGUUGAUGGAGAUUGGCGAGCUUUUCGUGCGAGAUUAGUGGCCGGAGAAGGCGUAGCCGAUCAAGGCACGAAAGAUCAGCCGGCGAUCAUUAGCAUCGGCGACAAAUGGGCCCACAAGAUCCACGAACCAGAAAAAGGGUGCUUGCUGGUAGCCACGGAGAAGCUGGACGGGGUCCACAUCUUCGAACGGACCGUGAUUCUGUUACUGUCGUUGGGGGCGGUGGGCCCCACAGGGAUCAUCCUCAACCGCCCCUCCCUCAUGUCAAUCAAGGAGAUGAGAUCCUCGGCGUUAGACGUGGCCGGCACGUUCUCCAACCGCCCCUUGUUUUUCGGGGGGCCGUUGGAAGAAGGGGUAUUCUUGGUAGAAGGGGAAGAUGAGGUUGGAAAGAGUGGGGUUUUGAACCAAGUAAUGAAAGGAUUGUACUAUGGGACUAAAGAGAGUGUGGGCUGUGCUGCAGAAAUGGUGAAUGGAAACGUUGUUGGGGUGGAUAGUUUUAGGUUCUUUGAUGGGUAUUGUGCAUGGGAAAGAGAGCAGUUGAGAGAUGAGAUUCGAGCUGGUUAUUGGACAAUUGCAGCGUGUAGCCCAGCUGUGAUUGGGCUACCUAGUAUAGGAAGUGUUGGUCUUUGGAAGGCGAUUGUUGGGCUUAUUGGCCGGAGAAAAGUAUGGUAAAAUCUGGGGAAUUUGAGGACCUUAAGGCUUAAUCUCAUCAUGUUAUAUAUAAUAUAGUAUAAUAUAUACGGAAAGGCCAGGGAAGCUAAGUUCUUUGUAAAUGACUCCAUUAUGGAGAAUUGCAAUUGUCAUGUUUCAAUUCUGGUUGUAAUGUAGAUGUUACAUGUACAUUGUACCUGUGCUUUUAUCUCA